CCGUACUUGAGGUUCGAACAAGUAGAUAGAGUAGAUAGUCUAGUACUUAUAUUCUCCUACUCCUAGUCGAUUAUUUAUGCGGGGUCCAGCAGUCCGAAUAAGGACUUCUUCCAUACACACACACGAUGCAACUUCUAUACCCAAGAGGCGUGAUAAAAGAUCCACAUAGAAUAAGGUUUCUCGCUUCUAUCUCCGAGCAGCUGAUGUACAAAUGGGUUGGCGGGGUGUCCCUCAAGUGGAUACGAGCUCGGACAUAUCGCCGAAGACGAACAACCUUCCCCGACACAACGUGGGGAAGUAAGUCCAAGAUAUCGCUGCAGAGCUACUACUUACCCCGGACGGCUUCACCCCAGAUUUCGUGGAUUACUUCAAAUCGUGGAGUAUAUAUAUCGCAUGAAGCUCCGGCGAAGAUGUAAAGGAUCUUUGUUUCGCAAAGUGACCAGGUCGAUCAAAAUCAAAAAUGUGGUCACUCCAACAAACGAAAUUGAUACGCCCACCAGCGGGGAUGGAUCCCUCUGCACCUCGGCAAAGGGAUCCAUGGUAUGUAUACAAACUGGCUGCAUUUGUGUCCCUAGGUGCGCUGCUAUUUGGCUACGACCAAGGAGUGAUGGGUGUUAUUGUUGCCGAUCAACGGUUUAACGAUUUAAUGCAUCCUAAGAAUUCAUGGGUAACCGGUGCCAUCGUUUCAAUGUACGAUAUAGGCUGCUUCAUUGGCGCCAUGUCUACCGGUAGUCUAUCGGAUCGGUAUGGCCGUGAGAGGAUGUUGGCUAUUGCGAGUAUCGUCUUUAUUAUCGGUGCAGUCUUGCAAGCUGCGUCAUACACGGUUGUCCAAAUAAUAAUUGGCCGCAUCGUCUUAGGCUAUGGUGUCGGAGGGUGUGCAGCAGGGGUACCUCUAUAUCAAUCGGAGAUCGCUCCCCCAACCCUCCGAGGAAGAUUGAUUGGAAUAGAGCAAAUGGUUCUAUGCACUGGUGAGCUGUGUGCGUUCUGGAUGAACUAUGGGUUCAACUACCUACCAACAAAAGACUGGUGGCGCAUUCCCUUGGCAAUCCAAAUUCUCCCCGCUAUUGUUCUGGGGAUAGGUUGCUGGCUCUGGGUCUUGCCAAGUCCACGAUGGCUUGUCACUCAGGACCGACAUGACUGUGCUCGCGAGGUUCUAAUUAGACUACAUGGCCCAGAGGCUGCAGCGACAGAACUCGAGCAGAUCCAGGAAACAAUGCGCCUGGAGAAGCACACAAAAGCAUCCUGGAGAGGAAUGUUUAAACUCCCUAUCCUGCGGUUAACUCUCCUCGGUUGUGGGAUUCAAGGCUUCCAGCAAGUCACUGGGACAAAUUCAAUACUUUACUACACGCCGACAUUAUUCGAAAAGGGGGGGAUCACCGAUCCACGCACCGCAAAUUUGGCGACAGGAGGUGUUGGGAUCGCGCUGUUCGUCAGUGCAUGGAUACCCAUCUUCUCCUUUGACCGUCUGGGCCGAAAGGUAUGGCUCCAAAUCGGAACCGUCGGCAUGAUGUUGGCCAUGGUCGGGAUCGCAGUAUUGCAAUGGCGCGCGGGUGAGAACCCUGGAUCAAAGGGAAAUUAUGCCAUGGUGGUCUUUCCGUAUCUGUUCUAUAUCUUCUUUAACAUUAGCUGGGGUGUCGCAGCGUGGACAUAUCCGUCAGAAAUAUUCCCACUGUCCAUGCGUGCGAAGGGCAACGCACUUGCAACUUCCGCUAAUUGGACCAUGUGCUAUAUCGUAGCCCAGGCCUCACCACCCAUUGCAGAUGCAAUCGGGUGGGGUCUGUACGUUAUUUAUGCCGCUAUAUGUGUAAUCGCGUUGGCUUUUGUCCACUUUGCGCUAGUUGAGACAAGGAAUCGGUCGCUCGAGGAUAUGAAUCGGCUUUUCGGCCUGGAAGGCUAUUUCGCAGAAGGUGAAGCUGCCGCUGCAGAGCAAAUCUUCGUAGCGAAAAAUUCAUCGGUGGAGCAUAUUGAAGGGAGUACUCAUGUUGCAAGUCCAUCAUAG
Molecule: messenger RNA, 1999 nt
Organism: Aspergillus pseudotamarii
Lineage: Eukaryota; Fungi; Ascomycota; Eurotiomycetes; Eurotiales; Aspergillaceae
Product: sugar porter family MFS transporter
Exons: 4
Coding region: 461-1999 (512 amino acids)
Biological process (GO): carbohydrate transport; transmembrane transport
Cellular component (GO): membrane
Molecular function (GO): carbohydrate:proton symporter activity
Source: RefSeq, a predicted model, not a curated record